Messenger RNA from Vicugna pacos (alpaca), 1072 nucleotides. RefSeq names its product latexin (gene LXN). The record is from RefSeq and is a predicted model, not a curated record. Gene Ontology annotation, molecular function: metalloendopeptidase inhibitor activity. NCBI's taxonomy places the organism in Eukaryota, Metazoa, Chordata, Mammalia, Artiodactyla, Camelidae.
CAGCUGUCAGAAUCGGAAGGAACGAGGAAGAGAGGAAGGGAAGGAGCUGGCGAUCCCGCCCCUGCCACGCCCAGCCCAAAGCAGGAGGGCCGCGCGGGCUGGACGGGGACGCGUCUCCCAGCUUGAGCAGCCCCACGAGAGCCCAGCCGCCACUCACCGAGAAUGGAAAUCUCUCCAACCCACUACUCAGCUUCCAGGGCGGCCUCGGUGGCGGAGAGCUGCAUCAACUACCAGCAGGGGACCCCCCACAAGGUGUUUCUGGUGCAGACAGUCAAACAAGCCAGCCUGGAGGAUAUUCCAGGAAAAGGACAUAAGUAUUGCCUGAAAUUUUCUGUGGAAGAAAUUAUCCAAAAACAAGUUACAGUGAAUUGCACAGCAGAAGUACUUUACCCUCCAAUGGGACAAGACUCUGCACCAGAAGUCAACUUCACAUUUGAAGGAGAAAUUGGAAAGAACCCAGAUGAAGAAGACAACACAUUUUAUCAAAGACUCAAAUCCAUGAAGGAACCACUAGUAGCACAAAAUAUUCCAGACAGUUUUGGAAAUGUACCUCCGGAAAUGAAGCCAGUUCGAUAUUUAGCGUGGGUUGCCUCUAGUUAUAUAAUAUGGCAGAAUUCUACUGAAAAUACAUGGUAUAAAAUGGCAAAAAUUCAAACUGUCAAGCAAGUGCAAAGAAAUGAUGACUUCAUUGAGCUGGACUACACCAUCCUACUUCAUGACAUUGCAUCUCAGGAGAUAAUUCCUUGGCAAAUGCAAGUUCUGUGGCAUCCACAAUAUGGUACUAAAGUAAAACAUAACAGCCGUCUGCCAAAAGAAGCACGGUUGGAGUAAAUGAAGACCCUACCACCGGAUGAAGUGUAAACAUGCUUAUUAAUGACGUGUGUGCCAGUCUUCAUUGACAUCUACCUUAAGGGGCCAGAUGAAUCCCAAAAUUGUCACUCUGUAUAAAUGGCUUAAUUAUAGUACCAGAACUAUAUAGCUUCCAUAAUAAAGAGUGUCACCAUGGAAAGUGUCUUAUCAACAGUAACAGUGCUAUGUAUAUCCCAUAAUAAAAAGCUCUCAAUUCCAGCCU